This is a messenger RNA of Wyeomyia smithii (pitcher-plant mosquito), 1129 nucleotides long. Its product is annotated as CDAN1-interacting nuclease 1. The transcript is spliced from 2 exons. Bases 170 to 1048 code for a protein of 292 amino acids. The record is from RefSeq and is a predicted model, not a curated record. Lineage: Eukaryota; Metazoa; Arthropoda; Insecta; Diptera; Culicidae.
CAGAGGUAAACAAAAGUAAAACGGCACUGUUGGGUGCAAGCAAAUUAAAUAAUCAUGUCCCACAAGUGUUUUAAGUGUUUCUAUAGUUUGAUUUACGGUUUAUUAAACUGUAGUUUGUUGUUCGAUUAAGUAAUUUUAUUAUAACUUUUAUUUUCAACUAUUUUUCAAAAUGGUCAUAUUGACUUACGAGCAGUACAAUGAAAUUCAACAAUUCAUUCAAAAAUUUCGCGGCCUAUCUAUUGACUGCAACAGGGAGCUGGUGAACAAUUUUCCUCAACAUAAUCCGGAUACACUGGGAAGCAUAUUGGCACGCGAAGUCCGCCAACGAUUGAAACAAUCGCACGCCAAAAUAAGUGCUCGUGCCGAUGGCCUACUGGCAGAUUAUAACAAGAAAGUAAAAACUACAGGAUCACUGGACGUGCUUUUGAAAAUGGCAGUAUCAUUACGGAUUCCCCCGCUUUCGCUGUGCCGAAUUAUUCUUUUGAAAAGAUUUCCUGAUACAACAAAAUCGGAAGUUUCGGAAAUGAUACGUAAUCCGGAUUUGAUAAAGGAUUCGUUAUUGGGUGCCAACGUAGGCUAUUGCAUGUACAACGAAAACAUGGAAGGUCCAAUUACAGAUACGAUUCGCCGAUGUAUUGGGGAGGAGUAUGAAGUCAAACUGAAACACAUGGCUCGAGAUGUCGGAUUGGUGUUUUACGACGAAGGAGAUUUGAGGAGAACUGGUUAUGAUAAGACGCCGGAUCUCAAAUUAGCGAUCCCAUGUCUUUACAAAGGGCGAGUGGUUAAUUGGAUCGAAAGUAAGGCGUCGUUCGGAGAUAUGGAGACACAUCUAGGAUACCUGCGGGAUCAACUGGUUAGCUAUGGGAACAGAUUUGGCAGCGGGAUUGUUAUCUAUUGGUUUGGAUACUUGGAUAUGAUUGCAGAUUGUGGAGAGAACGGAGAUUACAUUACAAUUGUCGAUAAUUUUCCAGCGCCCGAAGAGUUGGAAUUUCUGCGUUUCAAUAUACCUGAUGUAUAUAAAAAACGACUGGAGCAGGCGAAAAGUUAGCGUUUGUGAGCUAACUAUAAUUGUGAAAAGAUUUAAAGUUUAUUUAAAAUUUACAAUUAAAAGCGCUCAAAUAUCAUGAGA